Molecule: messenger RNA, 243 nt
Organism: Linum trigynum
Lineage: Eukaryota; Viridiplantae; Streptophyta; Magnoliopsida; Malpighiales; Linaceae
Source: the annotation of a GenBank genome assembly
AUGUUCUUCGCGCAAUCACUCUGCAACUGCCCGCUGCUGAGAAACCCUCACCCCUCCGCACCCUCGCACUCUCAGUCACUUCUCCGUUUGCCGUCUCCUGUCUUCCCUGCAACUCCAAACACUUCCUCCUGGCUCCGCUUCAGUUUUCUGCAGUUCUGCUACAGAGAUAGAUUGAGCCAGAGAGUAGCGGCAGCAAUCCUUCGAUCCCAAACGGAAUGCGAGGAAGCCGCAGCAAUAGGGUAA